Messenger RNA from Guyanagaster necrorhizus, 1760 nucleotides. RefSeq lists its product as uncharacterized. The transcript has 2 exons. Gene Ontology annotation, molecular function: hydrolase activity, acting on carbon-nitrogen (but not peptide) bonds. Lineage: Eukaryota; Fungi; Basidiomycota; Agaricomycetes; Agaricales; Physalacriaceae. The record is from RefSeq and is a predicted model, not a curated record. Bases 444 to 1760 code for a protein of 438 amino acids.
UUCUUAACAUCAAUGUCAACAGCAUCCUUGACCUUGGCUGCGCAGGAGAUGGUGCUGGCGUCGCUCUCCAUGAUGAGAUCGCUGAGAAGCAACGGACUUGCUCUGACGAACAUUAGACCGCCUCGCCUCUGAUACACUUAAAUGCACCGAUCGCAAGAAUUGAAGCGGAUCAAAGCGGAGUAGAGCCGCGGUAAGGCGGCUAGAUAGGCAACAAGUGCGGUACCUUCAACGGCGAUCUUUUUCUCUCGGCCGCGGGUGGGAGCAUGGUAAGCUGUUCGUAUUCUUACAAGUGAUGCACUUGUUGGACCUUUGAACCUGUUUGGACCCCGGGCUAGCCCAGGCAUAGAACAAGGCGACCGGCCGGUCGUGUAUCACCACAGCAGCUGCGUGCUAUUUAGGCGUGGGCCGGAAGCUCUGUUUCUACAGCAUAUCAAGAGAAACCCAUGACGUCCAUGUCCACCAACAUACAGAACGAAGCAUACCGUGCAGCGCUCCUCGUCACGUCCAGCUCGGCCGACCCGAUAUCUGACGGCGGCAUACUGGUUUCGGGCGACACAAUCGCGGCUUCUGGUCCCUGGUUCACCACUAUCGUGCCCCUUCUCACGCCUACAACCACAGUGACCGACUUAGGUGCAGUUACUAUCGUCCCAGGAUUCUUCGACUGUCAUGUGCAUGUAUCAUUUGAUCCCAUGCGCAUGAAGAUGAAUUCUAGCCGCGACGAGCUUUCUGAUGCGCAAACUAAGGAAAAAGAAACCAGAGAACUCAUGGAGAGGAACGCACUCCGGCUGCUGGACGCAGGGGUGACAACCGUCCGUGACCUUGCAAGCCACGGCAUGGGAGUUAUGGAGAUGAAGGGGCGGAUCAACCGGGGCGAGAUUAUGGGACCACGGUUGAUGUGCGCAAAUGCCCCAAUUACGGUAUUUGGCGGACACUGCAAUGCGAUGGGCGGAGAGGCUGAGGGAGUGGAAGGGGUCACAAAAAUGACACAAAAGCGAUUGGAUGAAGGUGCCGAGGUUAUCAAGGUAAUGAGCACCGGAGGCUUCAUGACUGCUGGCUCGCAUCCAUCUGAGGCGCGUUACUCAGUCGAGGAGCUCAAGGCCAUCGCUGACACCGCUCACGCCAAGGGUGUGAAGGUAACCACGCAUGCCCUGGGUGGAGAGGGUAUACGCAGAGCAGUCGUGGCUGGGUUCGACAGCAUCGAGCAUUGCAGUUGGAGUACCAAGUCUGGCACAAAAUUCGAUGGCGAAGUGGCCCAACUCAUCGUGGAUAAGGGUGUAUACGUCUGCCCCACGAUGAACACCGCCUGCCUUGCUGGAGAGAAUUAUUUCUGUCCUUGGGACCAUCGCGCUGCUAUUGUAGCAAAUCUGGCUUCAUUGCGAACACUCAACGCCAAGAUUAUCAUGGGAACCGACAACGGAAUCGGACAUUGUCCCUUCGAGCGUUACGCUGAUGGCCUUACGGCUCUGGCGGAUGCGGGAUAUACGCCGCGCGAACUGUUGGCUGCAUGCACUGACGUGGCGGCAGAGGCGUGCGGUUUAUCGGAAGUUACAGGCAAACUUCUCCCAGGUUUCGUCGCAGAUGUAGUUGCCGUCGAAGGAAAUCCACUGGAGAGCAUAGAGGCGUUUGCUAAGCCUAGAUUCGUGCUGGCCAGAGGCAAGGAACACAAGUUGACCCCCAUCCCACCACUUCCAGCGGAUCACAAAGAGAAAGUUGAGGAGUUGAUGGCAAUGCUGAGAAAGGGCGCUGGAUUCAAGGAUUGA